AUGAUUGCAAACAAUGGCAAUGAAAGCAAAGGCGACGACAAUGAAGAGUACGAGACGACAGAUCGCAGGCGUCGAAUGGCAUUCCUCGACAGCCUUCUGAGCGAACACUUCAGAAACAGCGAAUUCACCGAAGAGGACAUCCGCGAAGAAGUGGACACUUUUAUGUUUGAAGGACACGACACCACAUCGAUGGCCAUCAGUUGGACACUGCAUCUCAUUGGCCUCAAUCCGGACAUACAGGACAAGUGUCACCAGGAGUUGGACGCCGUACUCAACGCAUCGGCCGACGACUGGGUCGGCGAACGGCGGAUGAUAUCGAUGAACGAAUUGCGAGAAAUGAAAUAUCUGGAGGCGUGUAUUAAAGAGGCGUUACGUCUGUACCCAUCGGUGCCAUUCGUGGGCCGACACCUAAACGAGGACACAACGAUCAACGGGUAUGCAGUGCCGGCUGGGGUGACGUGUCUGGUGUUUCUAUAUCAGGUGCAUCGCGACCCGCAGUGUUUCCCGCAGCCGGAGGUGUAUCGGCCCGAGAGGUUUCUGGACAACAGUCAUAUGACACGACAUCCGUUCGCAUUCGUGCCGUUCAGUGCCGGCGCUCGCAAUUGCAUCGGACAGAAGUUCGCACUCCUCGAGGAGAAGACUAUUUUGGCCACAAUUUUGCGCAACUAUACGAUCAAGUCGUUAGAUCACACCGAUGUCAUCAAAAUAGCGCCCGAACUCGUUAUUAGACCCAAAACACCCAUUCGUAUGCAGUUUACGCCUAGACUUUAG
Messenger RNA from Medioppia subpectinata, 771 nucleotides. The record is from the annotation of a GenBank genome assembly. Lineage: Eukaryota; Metazoa; Arthropoda; Arachnida; Sarcoptiformes; Oppiidae.